ACAGCAAACUCUCCUGCAGUGCAAUUUCCUACCCAGGACUACUGAACGUUAAAAGAAAAGCUGCUUUAGGGCUUGAAUAGCACUCACAGCAGAACCAUGGCAAUCGCUACACUGGCUCUGUACCAUUCCCUUGUUUUUGUCUGGUAUAUUUUUGUUACCUAUUCAAUCUCACUUGUAAGAGCAGAAGACCGGCCAUCUGAAGUGUUCCUUUACGGUAGGCAGUGGAAAUAUUUGACAGUUCUCAAUCUGGUUUUGCAGGCUGUUUUCUAUGGGAUCUCCUUCCUGGCUGAUGUGUUGAGACUAAUUAAGAAACUGCCAAGUGUUAAGUACAUAAUUUCCUGCAGAGACCUUCUCUUCAGUGUCCUGGCUUUCCCUGUGUCCACAUUUGUGUUUAUGUCCUUUUGGGUAUUGUAUACGUACAACCGAGAACUGGUUUACCCCAAGAGCCUGGAUGGGAUCAUUCCAAUGUGGUUAAAUCAUGCUAUGCACACUAUUGUAUUGCCACUUGCUCUGCUAGAGGUCUUCGCUACCCCUCACCGUUAUCCACCAAAGAAGAAAGGACUGAUCCUAUUAGGAUUUGUUUCUAUUGCCUAUCUCAGCUGGGUCCUGUGGAUUUACUCUGUAACCGGAGAGUGGGUAUAUCCUCUCUUCACCUUUUUCAGCCCAGUGGGUCUAGCAGCCUUUUUCUGCAGUAGCAUUGUCCUCAUUGUCUGGAUCUACAACAUUGGAGAGUUUCUCAACCGUAUGAUUUGGGGAGAUACAGUAGUAAUACUGGAAUACAAGAGGAAGGGCAAAUGAAGCUUUCUUUUCAAAGGAGUGCUCCCUCCAUGAAUUCUGAAGCCAUGAAGUAGAGGGAAAGAAAUACCACUGUGAUAAACUCCUUCUCCAACGUACUGUGUCUUCUGAUGAAUCCAUUUGAUCAUCAUAACCAUAGAAACUGGUGGAAAAUGUUAAAUGAUAGUAUUUUACAGGAUGGUUAUGAAACAAAGCAACUGCUACAAAUAAGGAAAUGCAUGUAUCUGUGUACAAGAUUUCUCAUCCCUUACACAAUAUACAUUAGGAUAUGUCUGUGGUAAACUUGUAACUGGCAAAUACAUUACCUCAUGAUCUUGCAGUGGGACUGGCACCACAUCUUUAAAUGCCCCGUGAAAACAAGCACUUGUUACUCAGUACUUGUUUGGCUCACCCAAUGUUUUUCUAGAAGUCCAGAUGGAAAAAUAAAAAAGAGUAAUAAUUUUAACAUUGCCAUGACUUCUAAAACUAGAAAGAUAAUAAAAGAUAAUAAAAACCACAAUUUUUGCAA
Molecule: messenger RNA, 1303 nt
Organism: Mauremys reevesii (Reeves's turtle)
Lineage: Eukaryota; Metazoa; Chordata; Testudines; Geoemydidae
Gene: ADTRP
Product: androgen dependent TFPI regulating protein
Exons: 6
Coding region: 97-798 (233 amino acids)
Cellular component (GO): membrane; endomembrane system
Source: RefSeq, a predicted model, not a curated record